This is a messenger RNA of Contarinia nasturtii (swede midge), 7970 nucleotides long. Its product is annotated as probable serine/threonine-protein kinase DDB_G0282963. Lineage: Eukaryota; Metazoa; Arthropoda; Insecta; Diptera; Cecidomyiidae. The transcript is spliced from 3 exons. The record is from RefSeq and is a predicted model, not a curated record. The coding region runs from base 560 to 6343 and encodes 1927 amino acids.
CAGUGAACCCAAUAAACGCAUAUACGAAAACGGUGUGUAUCGUUUUUCCAUUGAUCCAAAUUGAAUGAAGAAAAGAUGAAAAUUUGUGUAGUGCAUUUAAUUUAUUAUUGUAUCCCGCAUAUAAAAGUGUGCUUAUUCAAUUUCGAAUUGAAGAAAAUGUAAUAGUUGAAGAAGAACAAAGCAACAACGAAUGAAAAAAAAAAAAACGCCGAAAAGAGCGAGAAGUGAAGAAACAAUUGUGCGUUUUAGAUAAAAUCAAAAACGAACUGAAUGGUAAACAGAAUUCCAUGAAACUGUUUAUAAAAAAGUGGACAAAAGAACACGCUCUAAAAAAAUAUAUAAAACAAUAAGAAUUAUAUCGAGUGAAUGGUGAAAAUUUCGUUCGGCAUACGUGAAUUAAGUUUAAAAGAAAAAAAAAAAUUCCGAAAAAACCUCAGUGAUUUGUAACAAGAAAGAAAACCAAAAGAAAUUAAUUGGAGAAAAAAAAAUCGAAUUACCAAGAACAUUGUAUGGUAUUCGUGUUGUAAGUGAGCAAGUGUGCGAUGUGGUGAAUAGAAACAUGAGCGCCGACAUUGGCGUUCCAUGGCGAUCAUCGGCUGUAUGCAGCGGUGAAUCGAGAUCUCCAUCGUUGUCAUCAUUACCUCCACUUCCUGAUUUGAUUCCAAUACGAAAGAGCAACAAUAAUACGCUUAUUAAAGCCAAUCUUAAACAUGCCAAUCCAACAAACAAUGGAUCUGCGUGCACAAAUGCUACAAAUAACAUUGAAACGAUGAACAGUCAUCCGAAUAGUGAUCAAAACGGGAAUAUUGCAAAUGAUGAUAGUCAAUUUGAAGAACAAUUGACAGACAUUAAACCAAAUGCCACAGAAUUAUCUUUGUACAAAACUUAUGAUGGGAAUCGAAAUGGCACUGAACGUGAAGACGAUGAAGAGUACAAUGACGACGACAACGACAACGACGAUGAUGAUGAAGAAGAAGAAGAAAAUGACCAACACAUUGAAGGCAAAGCAGCAGCAAAAUUGUCGAUGUCGAUAAAACAAGAACAUCAUCGUCGUUGUUCGAAUGAUGACGAUGGCGAUGCAUUUCGCAAGUGUGCAAAUGCAUACAGCGCCGAUGCAAUGGCUACUGUUUGUGUUAGUAUCGGUGGCAGUUAUUUUACAAAUGCAAACGGUAAUACGGUUCAGUGUGACAGAAAUGUGGAUGGUGGACAGUUAAAGCACAUAAAUAAUACGUCUUUGAUAAAAAAUGAAAAGUGUCAAAACAGUGGUGAUUUAAUGAAUAGUACCAAUAGUCAAUGCAAUAACACCGAUUUUGGUUCGUUUGACGACCAAAAUGUCGAACAAAAAAGUGCAGAUAGCCGAAAUGACAGUCAAAAAUCGACCAACAAUGUUGGUCAACGGCCACAGAAUGGGAAAGCCGGCAAUAAAAAAAGUCAAAAUAAUUACAUUUCAGAUAUGCCAAAACGUACAACACGAAGUGCAUUAGAUACAUAUGAAUGCAAAGCAAGACUUUAUACACCAUUACCGGCACAUUACUAUAGUGUUCAAUAUGCACGAGCCGCACGAAAACCAAAACGAAAAGUGCUUAAAGGUAAGGGACGCGGUGGUGUUACAAAAGUUGGCCGAAAACCGAAAACAAAAUCAAAUACAACAAAAAAUGCAUCACUUGCACUGGAAAGUGUUACAGAAAAAACAACAACAUCAUCAACAACCGCCACACCACAAAUGCCAUCAAGGAUUAAUCCGAUUUUUUUGUUUGUUAAACGUGAUAAUACGCGAAUCGUUGAGGUUCGAUGUGAAGACUAUGACAAACGGAAUCGAAUUCGUUUAACAAAAACGGCCAGCGGAUGGCGGGCCACACCAAGGACGGACGUUUCAAAUGAAAAUGCCACAAAUGUUUCGGCGACAAUGUUACCAAAGGUCAUGGUCAAAAGGCUUGAAGAUUCGGAUACAAAAAUUUUAAAUCAAAAUGCGAAUAACAUAGAAAAUGAUAGCGAUAAAAAUUCAACCUGGCGUGUGAAUCCAUUUUCACAAAAUCGAAUUUUUAUCAAGAAAGAUGUGUGCACCGCAUUGAAUAACAAUGAUUGUAAAUUCAAUAGCAUGUAUGAAAAUCGUCAAUCGCAUGAUGGCAAUAAUAGCAGCAAUGCUGAACAUAGUAGUGGCAUGGAUACAUCCGCAUCCGACAAAGUGCAUUUGUUAAAUGAAUCGUCGUCGUCGCUGGCAACGCGAAAAAAGCACAAGAAGAAAAAGAAGAAGAAAAAAGAAAAGCACAAAUCGAAAUUGGAUAAAAUGCUGUUAACGACGACCGAACAAUUCGGUUCACAUUCGGAUGUAUCAUCAAAACAAACUACUCAAAAUGAUGCUAUAAGUGAGGAUGGACAAAGGGCGCAUGUGACACUAAUACCAAAAUCUAUGGUUGUAGCAUCGAAACGAAAUGCAUCUGGAAAUGCAAAUGCCAAUGAAUGCAAAUUUACGAUUCGACUGAGCAAAAAUGGGGAAUCGUCGUUCGUUGCAACGAAAAAAUUCUCAACUAUAUCAUCCAUACCAUCGUCGUCGUUGUCGUCGUCGUCCCGAUCGCCAAAACCCGAAUUCAACACAUCCAACGAAAAGAGCAACGGGCUGAGGCUAAAAAUCGUUGCGGAACAACGGCAACAAUUCCUUACCGAACGAGACCAUUUUAGCGACGAACAGGAGAGCAAUAGCGUUGCCGAAAUGCAUUCGGUGGCAGUUGAACAACAACAACAACAAGCCACAGAAGUAGAUUGUGAUAGUGGUGAGAUGUACGAUGGAAUUGAUGCAGAAACUAAAAUGAAUUUGGAUGCGUUGAGCGCAAGUGUGAGCAAUGUUGAGUUGGCCGCAACUAUCGAUUGUGAGAAAAUUGAUACGAAGAAGGAAAUUGUAACGCCAGCAGAGUCUCCUUACAGCCAAGUCGAAUAUCCUUCUCUGUCUCCAUCAUCGUUGCAGCCACAUCACCAUCAUCAUCGUCAUCGACCAAUACAAAUGCAAUCGAAUGAUGCAGUGGAACUCUCAAAUACAUUCAUAAAAUCGACGAGAGGCACGCAACAGCAACAGCAGCAGCCAUCAACUACAAGCGAAACAAUCUCAAGUUGCAGAAACAACGAUAUUGAAACGUUUGCGAGCCCAGAUAGUGCACCAGUUGAGACAUUUGAUUCAAAACUAUCAGUGAAACAGUGUGUUGCGUCUCGAAAUUCUGCAAAUGCAGCAUCAACAGCACCAACAGCAGCUCCCACACAAUUUCAGUGCAGUGACAAUAAUAACAGUAUUGAUGAAAAUUUAAGCAUUGAAAAACAUUUAGAAGAUUGUGUUGAUUUGCUCGAUGAGAGUUCAUACGACAUUGAAAAUAUACAAGUGAGUGAACCACAUGAAAUUGGCGUUGAUAACGAAUCACAUUCGAAUCAAUUGCAUCACGAUCUGGGUGAGUACCAUGAAUUAAUUGCUCGCAUUCAAAGUGGCGACGACGAUCUUUUGAACGGUGAUAAUACUAUGAGCGGAACCGAACUUAUUGAUUCGCUGGUUGAACGUGGUUGCAAAGACAACAAUAUAUCGGGCGAAGACGAAGAAAAUCAACACAACGAUCUGAAAAAUUCAAUUUGUUUAUCGGACGAUUACAAUGAUGUGGACACAAAUUUAUUGCUGAGCUCACAGCCCGUUGUCGAUAUUUUAACGCGUUUGAAUAACGAAACAAUGGCUUCGUCAUCAUCGUCGUCAACCAAAUGCUUGUCAUUCAAUGAGGCGGGAGAAAUUGAAGGAUUGAGCGAUGCAUUAUUUUCAAAUGCAAAAGGCGAUAGUUUGGUGCCAUUCAAUCAAAGUGCAUUCGAAGAAUUAUCAAUGACACUGAAAGGACUUGAAAAGCAAUCAAAUCAAAAUACAAAUGGAAAAGAUGUCGUUUGCACAGUCGUUUCUCCUGAUUCGUGCGAAGAUGAAUUGCCAAAAGAUUUGAGCUUCAAAAAAACAAAGGAGAUUUCAGCAGGCCUGCGCAUUGCAUCGCCGCGAACAAUUUCACGAGGUUCCGAUGCAAUUCAAUCCCCUCAACCCUCUGGCCUGCCAGCUGUGCCUCCAUCACCAGACAUUAUAAUGGCAUUGCAUCAACAUAGAAAACAAAAUUCACUAUUUUUAGACAUUUCAUCACCGUCACCAAAACCAUCCGAGGCAAAUGUUUUACAUUCUAAAUCGGACUUUUUCGAUUUAUCAUCACCAAUACCAAAGGAUGACAAUGACAAUAACAGUUCAUCCAAUACAAAUAUCACGUCAAAUAGUAACACUAAUAUUAAUAAUAAUAAUAAUAAUAAUUCACGUAGCAUUUUAAAGCGAACGCUACAAAGGGAACCGCUUGAUUUGGGCCAUAAACAUCGUAAAUCGGCAAGUCCAACCAUAAGUUGUUCGGAAGAAGUGCAACGUUUGUCGGCGAUGGCCAAUGGUGAACCGCUGGCAAGACGCAUAAAGACUGAACAUCGUACUGAUAACAAUAGUUUAUUGGCCGCUGCAGCGGCAACAGCAACAUCAAAAGACACUAGUCAAUCAUCAGCUUCGGCUAAAGAUCCAGAUCCUCUAACGCAAUUGCGUUUAUUGAUAAAUAAUCCUGAAUGGAAAUUGCCCGAUCCAAUUUUAGUGCCAAAAAAUCGAUUAAACGCUGUAUUGGCAUCGCCAGCACGUGAAAUUCCAUUGUUAUUGACCACAAGACCUGAACUUCGACUACCCGAAGCAUUUGCAUAUCCGUCAAUACUACAAGAUCCUGACAUACUUGUGAUAUCGUUUGCCCAACUGGAGACCAUCAUUCGCAAACAAAGUGAAUUUAUGAAAGACGCCGAUCCAAAUCGAAAUUUAACAUCGAAUAAUAAUAAACAUAGCACGGCUGCAACAUCAUCAUCACAACAAACAAAAUCUACAUCAAAUCAAAGAGACCAUCAACAUUCAAAUCAACACCAUAAAGAUCGUAAACACACCGAAAAAUUACCGGAAACAAUUCAAUCAAGUCAUGAUAAAAAUACGAUGAAAGCAACUAGUGCACGAACCGAGACGACUGCUGUUUCACCGGCCGGAAAUCCAACCACGUUAGCAAAUGACAUAAAUUCCGCCACACUAGAAGCUUUAAAUCAAAUGAUUUGGCUACCAUACUUGAGCCAACUCUCACAAAUGGGUCAAAUAACACCCGAACUACUGAAAGCAAUGUCAAUGUCAAAUUUACCAAUGCAACCAAAUGCAUUUGCUGCUGCCGGUGCAGCGGCCGCCACUCAAUUUGGUUUAUCAAAUGCAUUGCCAAAUUUGAAUAAUCCACUUGAGUUGGCAAUGUGGCAAGAGGCAACGGCAAAUAAAGUCGCAUUUCAACGCCUUAUGGAAAUGAAUGCGCAAAAUAUUCGUGAAGUGCAACGCAAAGCAAUCAAUGAUGCUAAAAUGCAGCAACGAAGUCAAGAUAAUAUUGCGGCCGCAUUGCGACAACAGCAAACUCUAUUGCAGCAAGCACAAAUGCAAAAAUCGGCCAGUGCAUUUUUUCAAAAUUUUCAAAAUCGUACACAACAAACCCAGCAAAAGAGUCCGGCACAACCAUUUUUAUCGUCGGCAUUUGGAAAAGACAGCCAAAAUGAAGCAUCACAACAACAACAACGAACGGCAUGCAAUUUACCGUCACCAACAUUACCAAAACGAUUGGCAAAUGCAAUGAACCAAAGUCCAUUUUUCCCAUCGACCAACAAUUUCUCAAAUAUGGCCAAUUUACAUCACAAAUUUGGUAUGGGCGGUAGUGGAGGUGGCGCUGGCAGCAGUGGUGGCAAUACAUCGGACAAUGCAAACAAUACGGCAACAUCCCAAAACGCAUUGAGAAAAGCUCGCAAAGAACAACUUUUACAACAGCAACAACUACAAACAUUGCUUCUUCAAAAUGCCGCCCAACAUUCACAACUCAAUUUACCUGUGCACCAUCAUCAUCAAUCAAAUGAAUCGUCAAACAAAUCGCUAAUGAAUUUAUUACAACAAUCAAACUUGGAACAAAUGCGUUCACAACGCAAUGAAACAAUGGCAAACAGCAAUAAAAUGUUAUCAACGAUUCCAUCAUUUGAUCUUACCUCACCGAAUUCGCAACAGCAAACCAGCAAUAGCAAUACAAAUCGACCAAAGCUUCGUGUUAAAAAUGGUUUACAUUUACUCGAUCCACUCGCCGCUCAAAGACGUUUCCUUUCCGGUAAUGCUGCACGAUGCAAUGAUAGCCCGGAAAUUGGCAGCACCACAAAUGGAAUUGAUGAAAUGAUGAUGAAUUCCGGUGUUUUGAAUUCGCAAUCGUCAUACACAAGUCCAUGGCAUUGGACAAAGGUGACAGCAACAGGCGAAUGACAUACGGCUGAUGGUCGCAAGGAGACAACGAUACCAACAUCCGAUUUGUCAACAUAUCUUCCAGGCAACAAUGAUUUCCACAACUUUCAGCAAUUGAUGAAUAAUAAUAAUAAUAACAAUGCAACUAUUGUCAGCAAUAGCAAUGUAUCGCCAAAAAAUCGAAUGCAAAAUGUGAAUCUUGUGAAUGGCGGUGGUGGUGGCGGUGGAUAUCCAUUUUUGCCGCCGCCACAAAGCCAAGCGAUGACCGCUCAAAAUCCCUUAUCGCCCAGCGCUAAUUCAUCGAUGCUACCGCCGGCUCCAAUGGUAAAUCAAUCGCAUACGAUGGUCGCACAACAAUCACCGAUGGCCAAUGCACGCAAUGCAUUCCCAGUGGAUCGACCAUCUGGCACAAAUUUGGAAUCAAGCAACAAUCAAACAUCAAACCAAUCAAAUUCAACGGAUCAAAGUUCAACACAACAACACAAUCCCAUGCUUUCACCAACCAGACAUCUUCCAUUUCCGUACAGUAAUCUCAAUAAUUAUCACCGCAACUUCUAAGCAUUCACAAAAACAACAAACAUCAACAAACAAACACAUAAACCGAAAACAUUUUUUUUUAUUCACAUUUAUUUAAGUGUUUAAUUAUUACAUAAUAGAAAUUGAGAUUAGAGAACUGACAUAUUUGCAUUAUUGUAGUAGUUUUUGAGAGGCAUAGUGAAACAACAAAAAAAUUGAUGAAAAAAAAUUGAAAACAAAAAGAGAAAAGUGUAAUUUUCAAUAAUCAUCAUUGUAGAUAACGUAUCUUAUAAGAUUUGGAUUCCAUAUUGUUUCGUAUUGAUAAAAAAAAUUGACAUCAUUCUGUUGAAAAGGGAUUUUUUCAGAAUUCGACCACAAGAAUCACCGUAAUGAUGAUGACGAUAAAUAAAUAGAAAAAAUGUCAAGAAAAGGGUUCCUUCAAGCCACUUUGAUGUAACAUUGAAUUGAUGACAAAAUUGCUAUUUAUGACAUGCAAUUGAGAAAUAAUUAAUAAUAAUACGAUGACUUAUUAUCGUUUCCAAAACCUCUCCCCAGCUCUGUCCUCCCCCAUUCUGUGUAUGUUGUCUAUGCUAGUCUAGAAAUAAUUUAUUGUACUAAUUGUAACUUGAAAUUGAUAUUUAAUUGAUACGAUAUUGUAUAAGUGAUUGAAUGCGUGUAUAAAAGAAGAAAAUGCUUUACAAAUAUGAAUUUAUUAUUGACAAUUUUUUGAGACAAACUCAAAAUUAUGUUUUUUCUAUUUAAAAAAACCCACUAUUGAUAAACUAUGGUUGAGUGCUACUCAACGUAAAAAUAAACAGGCUAAAUAUCUCUGGAUUGAAAAUUAUCACCAGAGAGACAAUUAAAGUUGCAAUAAGUUUUUAGAAGACAAAAAUUGUUUCAUUAUCAUCUUUCAGACUAAUUAUAAUUUAUCGAUUGAAUACAUUGCCAAGCAUAAAGAAAUGCUUAUGUCAGUCCCAAAUAACUAAAUGGAACUCUAAAAAAAAUACACAAACUCGAUAAGCAAUUCGACAACAACAAAAACGAACACAGUUCUACUAUACUCUUGUUACUUGAUACAAUAUCAAAAAAGGCGAAAGAAAUUCAAACCGUCACUUAAGAAAACAAAAAAAAA